This is a messenger RNA of Octopus bimaculoides (California two-spot octopus), 2771 nucleotides long. RefSeq names its product mpv17-like protein 2. Gene Ontology annotation, cellular component: cytoplasm; membrane; mitochondrion. The record is from RefSeq and is a predicted model, not a curated record. Lineage: Eukaryota; Metazoa; Mollusca; Cephalopoda; Octopoda; Octopodidae. Gene Ontology annotation, biological process: mitochondrial ribosome assembly.
AAAAAAACGUCAAUCUGAGAAAAUUUGCUUUUACUAAACAUUUAUCUUAAUUCCGUUCGCAACUUGGAUAUGCCUUAAAGAAAUAUGUUAGCUUUUUGUGAUUGCUUUCUGUUGCUACACAUUUUAACUUCUUACCAUCUUAGCUCAUAACUAUCCUGAUCUAGUGGAUCAAAGGCAUUCUAGCCAUGAUCAUCUCAUUCUUUUUGGUGUAUGUAGGAAUAUGUCAGCUAUUGCAUGCACCAUGUCCUUUAUAUAAGAUGAUAACGGGUUUAAAGGAGAUUUGGCAAGUAUUUCUAGCAAGUCGAGCGACCACGAAGAGGCAAGCUCACUAACUGUAGAAGGGGUCCAAAAGUCCGUAGGUAUUCAAACAAUCAAAAGCUACUCAUGAAUAUCCUACCGAGUCAUCAUUUUGUUAUCUUGCCUCCUUUGCUUGAGCGACCUCCGCCACAACUACUUCCACAAGCUACCUAACAGCAGUAUGAUCGAUAAGAACAGUAGUUAUUUCUAGACUGCGGAUGGAAUUAGUGUCUUCUAUUUAAAAUUAUUUCCAUUAUUUCCAUCCAUACAAAUGAUACGGUGUUAUACUGUGAGACCGGAAGUAACACGGAUGUUAGCUCUUAGUGUUAAAACAACAUUAUGUAACAAAAAGAAAACAGAAACCUCGAUAUUCAAGAAAGAAGUUCGAAACUAUGACUGUUUUUGUUGGUGCACGCAAAAGAAUAUACCAUAAAGUAGUAUCCGGUGUGCAGCUGUUGUUUUCACGGAAAUACCUUCUCCUGACUAAUACAGCCAUUAGUAUAACAUCAGCAGCAGGUGGAGAUUCUGUUCAACAAUUCUAUGAACUUUCAAUUCAGCGACAGCAAACAUGGAACAAAGAUCGGACUCUACACAUCAGUAUUACUGGUUUAAUAUUGGGACCCCCAAGCCAUUAUUGGUAUCACCUGAUAGACUAUCUUUUCCCAGGUUCUUCAGUUCGUGUAGUUGCCAAAAAACUACUAUUUGACCAAACUAUAGGUACACCGAUAGGUAUUUUUCUAUUUUUAUCAUCACUAGGAAUUCUAGAAAAUUCUUCAUUUGACAAAAUGUUAACUGAAUACAAAAACUGUGGAAAAACUUUGUUACUUUCUGAAUGGCUAAUUUGGCCUCCAGUACAAGUGAUUAAUUUUGCUUUCAUACCACUUAAAUUUCGUGUUUUAUUUGAUAAUUCAGUAUCGUUUGGAUUUGAUAUUUAUUAUUCUUAUAUUAAAUAUAGAACUGAUAAGGUUUCUGACUGAUAUUAAAAAUAAAAGUGAAAUUUGAUGAAAAUAUAUAAAGUGCCUUUCUUUCAAAUGUCGAUACUUUGAGAUAUAAGAUAUUUGAACACACACAGACAUAUGUAAAUAAAUAUCCUUUAAUUGGCGAAUAGCAAAUCAAAAUAAAAUAUUUGCCACAACUCCAAUUUUUCCUAAACCUGUGAUAUAUGUGUAAUAAAAAAAAAUUUAUAACAUUAUUUAUUUUGUUAAAGGUGAAUAUGGGACCUUUUCUGUUGUCAGUUUUCAUUUUUUAAAAUUUUGUUCUUAUUGUUGUCAGAUUUAGUGUAUUGACGUGGUUUUAUAUGCUAAUUAUGGAAAUGAAAUUCAUUUUUGCAAUAAAUUAAUACAUAAAAAGUUAAUAACUUUUGAAGUUUACAAAUUUUGGGUAAUUUUAACCAAUCAAAAGCCACAGGCAUAUUGGUUCCGGUUUCCAUAGUAACAAGCCAAGGUAUAGUUUCCUUAAAACACCAACCACAUGUAUUAUCUUUACCUAACUAUUUUCUUUCACAAAUGCCUAUUUUCUGAGUUUGUACUACCUCAUUUUUGUCAUUUUCACCUGUUCUUUUGAGAAAUGAACAAAUAUUUUUUGUUGUUGUUGUUGUCCUCUCACUACCUCAUUUUCAUAAUUUUGAACUCUGUGAUUUCCUGGACUUCUUCAACCUAAAUAGAUGCAUGACUGCAACCAGCUCAUUUAACCUUUCAAAUAUGAUGGAGAAAUUGAAAACCUAGGCAGAUGUGGUUUCUUACUUACAAGAGAAGGUUGUUAUCCUUAAAAGAAAAUUAUGUAGAAAAAGACACCAUAUGAACAAGAAGCUUUAUGGGAAAAUUUACAGUUGGUGCUCCCAAAAAGGUUGUCUGCCAGAAAAAAUACAUUGAUGGAAGGCAGCACUCUUCCUCUUAGGACAGUACUGCUUUUUUUCCCCUUUACUCAUGGGUCAAGGAAUUGACUUCAGUCUGGCUUUGUGUUGAAGAACUGGGGAUUACAAUAGCUAUGCUCGUGAAAUAUGUAUGGAGGACCUACUCCACAGCCCAGUUCAGAUAAACAGUCCUGGGAAAUUUGUUGAGAUAAAUGAAGCAGUCUUCUCAAAGUGUAAAUACAAUUGGGGAAGGUGCUUGCUACCUGAACAGGUUUUCAGAGGAGUGUGUUGUGAGACCAGACAUGUUUUUCUUUAUAUGGUGCCAUGUCGGAAUCGUAAUACACUGGGGGAAUGCAUAUGUCAAUCAGUUCCUCCAGGAAACACAAUUUUCAGUGACUUCUGACAUUCUUGAAAUUUAUGGUUAUAAUAUGUGGCACAGGAAAUAAAACUCUAAUUUGUUUGAGAAAAAACUUCUAGACUGUAUCUCAAACUUUUGUUUUUUAAUUUUUGCUACAAAAAAUGUAUCAAUUAUUUACAUGAAAUGAACUAUUUUUGUUUUGUAAUUUAAUGUAGUUUGUACUUUUGUAAUUUUUUGCAAAAAAUAAAAAAAAUUCCUUGAGGA